AUGGAAGUGAGGAAUGGUAAAACAACCUCGUUCUGGUACGACACUUGGUCAAAGAUGGACCACUUGUUAGAUCUUACGGGUGUUCGGGGAUGUGUGGACAUGGGGAUCUCGUUGAAAGCAAGUGUUGUGACUGCUGUUGCUCGCCGGCCAUGGCGUCAUCGCUCAGACUUGUAUAAUAUGAUUGAGGAUGCACUUCAUACACAGCGAAGUAAGAUGACUCUGAGGGAGGAUGUAGCUCUAUGGAAGUCGAAUAUGGAAGUCAUUAAAUUAAAGUUCAGCACCAAGAACACAUGGUCUCUUAUAAGAAGUUCUGCGCCUACCGUCAAUUGGCACUCCAAUAUUUGGUUCACCCAUUCGACGCCGAAGUACGCUUUCAUGGUGUGGCUUGCAAUGCAUAAUAAGCUGUCAACAGGAGACAGAAUGCUCUUAUGGAACGUUGGCAUUGAUGUGAUCUGUGUUUUGUGUCAACAACAGUUGGAAACAAGAGAUCAUCUCUUCUUUGGCUGCGCUUACUCUCAGAAUUUUUGGUUGUGA
This is a messenger RNA of Brassica oleracea var. oleracea, 534 nucleotides long. RefSeq lists its product as uncharacterized. The transcript has a single exon. Bases 1 to 534 code for a protein of 177 amino acids. The record is from RefSeq and is a predicted model, not a curated record. NCBI's taxonomy places the organism in Eukaryota, Viridiplantae, Streptophyta, Magnoliopsida, Brassicales, Brassicaceae.